Molecule: messenger RNA, 747 nt
Organism: Parastagonospora nodorum SN15
Lineage: Eukaryota; Fungi; Ascomycota; Dothideomycetes; Pleosporales; Phaeosphaeriaceae
Exons: 1
Coding region: 1-690 (229 amino acids)
Molecular function (GO): glyoxalase III activity
Source: RefSeq, a predicted model, not a curated record
AUGUCCAAGCCAUCAGUUCUCUUCGUGCUCACAUCCCACAACAAGCUGGGCGACACCGGAAAACCCACCGGUUGGUACCUUCCAGAGCUCGCUCAUCCUUACCAUGUCCUCCGCAACAAAGUAAACAUCACCGUCGCAUCACCCAAGGGCGGUGAGGCACCUCUAGACCCGGCAUCCGUCGAAGCAGCAAAAGACGACGUCUCCGUCAACUUCCUCAAGAACGACGAGCAAGUCUGGAAGAACACCCAGAAGCUGAGCGACUUCUCUGGAAAAGCCAAAGACUUCGACGCCGUCUUCUACGUUGGCGGUCACGGACCUAUGUUCGACCUGGCGGACAACCCAACUUCUCAGCAAUUGAUCAAGGAGUUCUGGGAGGCAGGCAAGAUUGUAUCUGCAGUGUGCCACGCACCUGCCGUGUUGUACGAUGUCAAGCUGAGCGACGGAAGCCUUCUUGUCGCUGGCAAGGAGGUUACCGCCUUCACCAACGCGGAAGAAGAGCAGGUCGGCUUGAGCAAGGUUGUGCCAUUCUUGCCUGAAGAUGCCUUGAACAAGGCGAGCGGAGGAAAGUUUGUCAAGGCUGCUGAGCCUUGGGGCGAGAAGGUUGUCGUUGUUGGCAACCUGAUCACUGGCCAGAACCCAGCUUCAGCGACGGGCGUUGGAGAGGCGAUCGCAAAGGCGCUGAAGGUUUAGGGGAAGCUGUUAGAUAGACAUAUUGAAAUGUAACAAAUAAUAAUCGUCAUCACCAGA